GCGAGCCGCCCGAGAGCGCAGGUGAGACACGCUCACCUGCGGACUGGACUCACCUGGGCUCGUGGCAACGUUUCGCGGGAGGAUCAUGUGGAGGCAGAGCGCAGGAAAGCAGCUCUACCUGUAGCCCUGGUUUGGACACCGUCACCUGCGCAGACCUGAAAGUCCAGUUUCUCAGGAGCGGUUGGGGGGAGUCGGGUUCGAGGAGCGGAGAUGUCGCAGGAGAGCGACAGCAAGCGCGUGGUGCUGGUGGUCAACAACGAGACCCCCUUCCACUCGCGGCGGGCCUACACCAGCGAAGACGAGGCCUGGAAGUCCUACCUGGAGAACCCGCUGACGGCCGCCACCAAGGCCAUGAUGAGCAUCAACGGCGAUGAGGACAGCGCCGCCGCGCUGGGCCUCCUCUACGACUACUACAAGGUUCCCAAAGAAAAGAGAUUGUUGCCCCCGACUAAAGUAGCUGAAACUCCAGAAGAGCUGGGGAAAAGGAGUUGUCCCGCGGGAAACAACGACCAUGGCGGGACGGAGCCUGUGGACAACCGUGUCCAGGUGCUCAAGUCAGUGCCGGUGAACCUGUCGGUCAGCGCGGAGCCUCCGGAGACCAAGCGGGAGCCAUACAGCGAGGUGGGCGGGGCCGCUUCGGGGGGCGGAGCCCUGGCGGCCGUUAAGGCCGAGGUGUUCGUCCCCGUAUUUUUGGGCCCCGGGGGUCACUAUAGGGUCGAAGGGCACGAACCAGCCCGGACCGCCUAUGAGCAGAGCCACUACGGUGUGACCGCUGCCGAGCACGGUAGCUUCGUGAAGGACGACCAGCGGAGCACGCCAGACAGCACGUACGAGGACUCCUUCCCGGGGGACCACGAGAAGUAUCACACCUCAUCCUCCAUGGGAGCAGAUGACUUCAUCUACAACCAGCCGGCAAUGGGGACCUUCCAGUACACGCUGGAGGCCACCAGAUCUCUCCGUCAGAAGCACGGCGAGGGCCCCAUGACCUACCUGAACAAAGGCCAGUUCUACGCCAUCACCCUGAGCGAGACGGGUGCCAACAAGUGCUUGCGACACCCCAUCAGUAAAGUGAGGAGCGUCAUCAUGGUGGUGUUUGGCGAGGACAAGAGCCGUGACGAGCAGCUGAAGUACUGGAAGUACUGGCACUCCCGGCAACACACGGCCAAGCAGAGGGUCCUGGAUAUCGCUGACUACAAAGAAAGCUUCAACACCAUUGGGAACAUUGAGGAAAUUGCGUAUAAUGCCAUCUCCUUCACCUGGGAUGUCAACGAGGAGGCUAAGAUUUUCAUCACGGCCAACUGCCUGAGCACGGACUUCUCCUCCCAGAAAGGCGUGAAAGGAUUGCCUCUCAUAAUCCAGAUCGACACGUACAGCUACAACAACCGCAGCAACAAGCCCAUCCACCGCGCGUACUGCCAGAUUAAAGUCUUCUGCGAUAAGGGAGCCGAAAGGAAGAUACGGGAUGAGGAAAGAAAGCAGAACCGCAAGAAGGCCAAAGGUCAAACGUGCGCCGCUCAGGCUACUAAUGGGAAAGACGGAACCCCCGCGGACGUCGCCUCGCACCGGAAGACCGACAGCACCUGCUUCAAAACCACCGCCGACCUGGACUCGCAGCCGGUCCUCUUCAUCCCGGACGUCCACUUUGGGAACCUGCAGAGGGCGGGACAGGUGUUUGCCUUCAACACAGAAGAGAUCGAACGGGAAGGGAGCGUUCUGGUGAAGAGGAUGUACCGCACCCCCUCUGAGGACGACUACGGUUCUCCCCCCCCGAAGCAGGUCAAAGAAGAAGCACAGAAAAGAGUGCUCCUCUACGUGCGCAAGGAGUCCGACGACGUGUUUGACGCCCUCAUGCUCAAGUCUCCGACGCUCAAGGGCCUGAUGGAGGCGAUCGCAGAAAAAUACGGUCUACCUACGGAGAAGAUGGCCAAGAUAUACAAGAAAAGCAAAAAAGGGAUCCUCGUCAACAUGGACGACAACAUCAUUGAGCACUACUCCAACGAGGACACCUUCAUCCUGGCCGUCGAGAGCUUUGCGGAAGCCUAUAGAAUCACGCUGACGGAAAUCUAAGGCUCCGGCGGACUGGAGACCUGGAGCAAUGUUGAGCGUGUCCCAGUAGGGGGCGACGGCGAAGCGACGACGAUUCCUCCCUCCGGAGCGGACCGGGCCACGCCUGUAAAUACAGCGCAGGUUUCUUUCGCCGCCGUCUACCGCUGGGCCCCGGUCUUGUAAAGUGAAAAUGUAACGUGUGUUUGGGGCCCUGCAGAUGAUGGCAAGCGCUCAUGCCAACGGUGAGCGGUUCUUUUCGAAAGGAGGCCGUCGUCGAGAGGACAUGUCAGCGUGGAACUUCACCGGUCUUCUGACUCACAACAUUUCAAAAAGAACUCCGAACUGCGGGCUUUUUCAAAGAGGCCUCUCGACCUUUCAAGAUGCGUUCGCUCUGUGCUAGAAGCAAAAAAGAAAAAAAAAAAAGUCAAGCGCCCCCUACAGGUGGACACGGUUACUUCGGGAGAUUUUACACACGUCUUUGUGCUUGAAGGACGACGCUCAAACCUCACCUUCUCCUGCUUCAACUUUGAGCAAAGUACUUACCCUGAACUGGUCCACUGAAUAUUUCCCAGCUGU
This is a messenger RNA of Scleropages formosus (Asian bonytongue), 2622 nucleotides long. It is a transcript of the gene grhl2a, whose product is annotated as grainyhead-like transcription factor 2a. Gene Ontology annotation, cellular component: nucleus. Gene Ontology annotation, biological process: regulation of transcription by RNA polymerase II; neural tube development; brain development. The coding region runs from base 211 to 2067 and encodes 618 amino acids. NCBI's taxonomy places the organism in Eukaryota, Metazoa, Chordata, Actinopteri, Osteoglossiformes, Osteoglossidae. The transcript is spliced from 16 exons. The record is from RefSeq and is a predicted model, not a curated record. Gene Ontology annotation, molecular function: DNA-binding transcription activator activity, RNA polymerase II-specific; RNA polymerase II cis-regulatory region sequence-specific DNA binding.